AUGGAGGGCGCUACCCUCACGCAAAGGAACGGCCCGAAGGCACCGGCAGCUCCCCAAAAAGUCGAGAAGGACAACACCGAGUAUUCAAAGUCCCAUCCCGCAGGCGCCGUCAAGCACAGUCCGGUUGUGCAGGUCUUGAGAUUGUUAGGAGUUGUCUUUUACUUCUUCUUCACUUGUCUGUCCAUAGUAAUUACCCAAUUCCUCGGCGUACCAUUGUACUGGAUCAGCCGCGACUGGUACUAUGCGUACAUGUCCUUGACGAAAGAAUCAUUUGGUAUCGCGGUUACAACGUUGACUCAUUGGUGGGCGCCGACGGUGGUGAGGAUUAGUGGGGAUGCAUCUGUGGCAGGAGAAUUAUUACAGACUGGGGAUGGAAGAGUGGAAUGCCGGUUUCCAGAUCGGUUGAUUAUGAUAGCAAACCACCAGAUAUACACCGACUGGUUAUAUCUCUGGUGGGCCGCUUAUACCAACCAACCUCACAUGCACGGGCAUAUUUAUAUCAUUUUAAAGCAGUCGCUAAAGCAUAUCCCAAUUGUUGGAUGGGGGAUGCGAUUUUACGGAUUCAUCUUCAUGUCCCGAAAGAUGGAGACGGAUCGACCCAGACUGGCGCAUAGGAUGAAUGUUUUGAAGCAGGUUCAUUCAGGUCCUAUGUCAGGGACACCAGGACUUGAUCCGAUGUGGCUUCUUCUCUUCCCAGAGGGUACGAACUUUACCAGAAAUACGGCCAAAAUCAGUGCACGCUUUUCCGAGAAAGCCAACAUUCCUAAUGUUGAAAAUGCACUUUUACCACGUGGUACUGGUUUAUACUUUUGCUUAAAGGAGCUGGAGGGUACGGUAGACUUUAUAUAUGACUGCACUAUUGCGUACGAGGGUGUCAAAAAAGGACAUUUUGGUGACGAGCUAUAUACGCUCCGCUCGAUAUACCUUCAAGGUCGCCCACCGCCAUCAGUAAACAUGCAUUGGCGGAAAUUCGCAAUCGCGAAAAUCCCUCUUGAAAAUCAAGUGUUAUUUGACAAAUGGUUACAAGACCAAUGGCAUGAAAAGGAUGCUCUUUUAGAAACAUAUUUAAACACAGGACGCUUUCCCGGCGAAGAAGCCGCGAUACACGGCAGCGCUGUCAAAAGUCCAGAGGACAACUUCAUCGAAACCGAGGUCAAGCUUGCGAACUGGUGGGAGCUGUUUAACGCGUAUCGUAUCCUUGCUACUUUUGGCAUGAUCUUUUGGCUUUUACCUAGACUUUGGUCUUCGAGAUGA
Molecule: messenger RNA, 1254 nt
Organism: Glarea lozoyensis ATCC 20868
Lineage: Eukaryota; Fungi; Ascomycota; Leotiomycetes; Helotiales; Helotiaceae
Product: Glycerol-3-phosphate (1)-acyltransferase
Exons: 4
Coding region: 1-1254 (417 amino acids)
Cellular component (GO): endomembrane system
Molecular function (GO): acyltransferase activity
Source: RefSeq, a predicted model, not a curated record